Messenger RNA from Striga hermonthica, 334 nucleotides. The record is from the annotation of a GenBank genome assembly. Lineage: Eukaryota; Viridiplantae; Streptophyta; Magnoliopsida; Lamiales; Orobanchaceae.
AUGGCUCAUUCGCCGAAAAUCGCUUGUCUAUUGGCCGUUUUUGUCAUCGUAGCAAUGCACGAACGUGCAGAGAGCGCCACCGUUCCUUGCCUGAGAACCAAUCCCGACAAGGAGGCACUCAAGUUGGCUUCGUGUGCGGUUGCAGCCCAAAACAAGGGAGCUAAACCGAGCACACAAUGCUGCAGCAAAAUCAAGUCCUUUGCUAAUCACCCGAGUUGCCUUUGUGCCGUCCUGCUUUCAAAUACAGCUAAAAGUGCCCGAAUAAAUCCCGGAAUUGCCAUCUCCAUUCCCAAACGCUGCAGUUUGAAUCGUCCUGUGGGAAAGAAGUGCGGAC